AUGGAUGCAGUAACCAUUCGUUCCAAAAUUUUCCAAGUAUUAAUAGGACCUCAACUAGCCGCAAUGCUAUAUGCAUCUUUAGAAUUGGAACUCCCUGACUCAUUCCUCCAAAAAGAGCAAAAUGCAUAAUGAGAAUUAAAUGAGCAAGAAAUUUCCAUAUAUGAAAAGAAAUUUAUAAUUUUAAUAAAUAUUUAAUUAAAAAUUCCGCUAAUUUAGUUAAUUUGUAAGACCUUUCAAUUUUUAUAAUUAUAUGAGAUAAAUUAUAAUUAUUUAAAUUUUAAAUAUAAAGGAAAUUUAUUAAAAAAUUCUUUUGUGAUUUUAAAGAAGGAGUGAACUACUUUUAACGCCAAAAUCAAUAGAAUUUUUAUCGGAAAAGACUCAAACCCUAUCAGAAAAAUUAGAACGCAUUCUUUUUGCACUUGAAUCGUUCGGAUUCUUCUCUUAUAACUCUGUUAGUAAAGAAUGGUCAAACUCCCAGUUAUCAUCAGCACUUUUAGACGAGUCCUUGAAUUCAAUUGCAAAAUAUUGUAUAAUGCCCUAUAAGUAUGAGGUCCUUUGCAAUUUUUCAGAAUCUUUAAAGCAGGAAAAAUCAGCCCAUGAAAUUCGUUUUGGAUGUAGCUAUAUUGAAGGUUUAAAAAGAAAUCAAGAUGCCUUUGAAAUUUAUCAAAAAGCAAUGGCUGGGUGGACAAAUUAUGACGGGAAAGAUAAAAUUGAUAUUGAUUUAAACGAUUCUUCCAGAGUACUUGAUGUUGGUGGAGGUGACGGAACGCUUUUAAUCGAUUUAGCAAAUGCUCAUCCCCAUAUUACUGGUACCGUUUUUGAUAUCCCUGAAAGCCAGCCAUUGAUUGAUGCAAAUAUUGAAAAAUAUGAAUUAUCAGAAAGACUGGAUUCUAUUGGUGGAAAUUUUUUUGAAUCCCUUCCUGAGGAAUAUGACUGCAUUUUAAUCAAAAAUACUCUAAUCGAUUGGAGUGACAGGGACUGUAAACGAAUAUUAAAUAUGGCUUAUGCAUUAUAAUAGAUUGCUAUGGCCAAGCAGCAUAACGAUUAGCAAGAAAUGACCCAGAACACUUUCUUUAUAUAGCCUAGAUCUAAUUAGACAUCUUAAAACAAAAAAAUAGAUUUAUAAUUAUCAUUUAAAUUUUUAAAAAACCUGAGAAGUGCAAAUUUACUUUAAAUGGGUGGUCAAUAAUGGACUAUUAAAAUAGAGGAGGUAUAACUGUAGGAAAGCUUUAGAAGAAGGAGAUCAACUCAAAUGAAUAGACUGUGUCAUAGACAGGCAAGACCAAACUGAUUUAUGGGGAGUAUAAUUUAAAAUGUGGCGUCUCAGCCAGGGCAUGACCUCCCGGCCAUGCAGCUUCAAGUAUAUCCAGCAAGGUUUUGCUAUUCUGUAAAUGGGCACAAUGCUAGGUAACAAUACUGUAGGAGGCAGAGCCUAGCCCAAGUUCAAAUUCUGGCAUUGAUUUUACCUCAUGGGGAAGGAAGGUAUGGGAGUUGGAAAGGGGAAGCCCAGGAAAGUGUUUUAUGCCUAUCGGGCAACUCCCUAGCGUGAAGCUGGGCGUUACGUCCCAGGUCACGUGCUUUUCCUUUUGCCGAUAGUGGCCAGAAAAUCCAUUUUUUUGGAUUUUCUGUGCAGGCAGCUCACUUCGCGAAGGCAGUAGCUCAUACAUGAGCCGUUGAAGCAGAUAGCAUCGCUUCAAGCGUAUCCUGGUGAUCAAAGCAAGUGCCCCCCAGAGACUUAUAGGCCCGAUGCGUAGAAGAGUGGGUGGAAGGUCUGGGCUUGCCAACCCGUAGUGGACGUUUUGCAUUUAUAAAUCUUGAGUAAGACUUAUGGGGAGUAAAUUCUUGACAUGAAUAUGAUGGCCUCCGGCAAUGGAAGGGUCCGAACUAAGGAGCAAAUGGAAAAGCUAUUACAUGAGUCUGGCUUCAGAUUCGACAGCAUUUCUCCCUCCACAAAAAAACGAAAUGCAUCUGUUACCUCAUUAGCACCAUCUGCUAAACAUUGUGUUAUUAAUGCGAUAGCAAUUUAA
Molecule: messenger RNA, 2027 nt
Organism: Blepharisma stoltei
Lineage: Eukaryota; Ciliophora; Heterotrichea; Heterotrichida; Blepharismidae
Source: the annotation of a GenBank genome assembly